CUCUUCUUGUCUUGUCAUCUUCUUGGAACAUUCGGUCGAAGUCUUCUAGUAUCCUAUCAUUCUUGACAUCUAUUCUCUACGACGAAGUUCAAACUUUCUUCUAACCGAGCUGCAUGCCCACCAAUAACGUUCAAGCUCUCCUUUCCACAAAUAUCCCAGAUCCCAGCGAUUUCCCUAUGCCAGACUUGCGUCAAUUGGAUGCGAGCCUGCGGUGUACAAUUUGCGGCGAAUUAUAUGACGCACCCGUAACGCUUGCCUGCGGGCACUGCUUUUGCUCACUUUGUAUUCGUGAACACAUUGUCAAAGAAUCAGAGUGUCCAAGCUGCAGGAAGUUGACAAGUGAGGGACAAUUUAGGACAAAUCCAGUUCUUGAGGAAGCAGUGAGUGCAUGGAAAACUGCUCGCUCAACUAUCCUCCGGCUUUCCCGUGAAGAGCAAGACCGUGCUAGAAAGAGUCGAGAAGAGCAAACACCCCGCCGGUCAAAAACCCCAUUGACAAACGGUAUGAAGCGCAAGCGGCGUAUUAGCCUAGAGUCUUCCGACUCGGAUGUCGUUGUGGUUCCUGGUCCUUCCAAUUCAAGCCAGCUUACAUCUUCCCCGCUGCCCAGUAAGUCUAGGCGUUCAAGAAGGAAAGACAUGGAGCCUUCGUCGGAUCCACAAGAGGAAGAAAUGAUGCAAGGAGGUCAGAUGGUAAACUGUCCUAUCUGCAACGUGUCUAUUGUCAUGGAGUACAUCAACACGCAUAUAGACUCGGGAUGCCAGAAAAAAAUGUCUAAUACAUCCGGUGCUGCGACAUCAGACGCCAAAGGCCAGUGGACAAAUUUAUUUUCACGAAAAGGAAAAAGCAGGGAUAACGGGAUUGACGUGGACGAUGCAACGGAGCGCAUACCCAAAGCCUCCUAUGACGUAUUGAAGGACAAACAAAUCAAAGACUUGUUACACGCUCAUAAUUUACCCAUUCUCGGUGACCGAAAAAUGUGGAUUGCUCGACAUCAACGCUGGGUUAUGAUUUUCAACGCCAAUUUGGAUAAGUCUGGAUCUAACAGGAAGAACACGAAAGUAUUACGCGAUGAAUUGAAGACAUGGGAAGAUGGUAGAAAGCGAAGACAUCUUGUGGAUAAUACGGCAGCUCACAUAUUGAAUAAUCAAGGGGAGUUUACACGGCUGAUUGCCGAAGCUCGACAUAACAAGGCUAGGAAAGACUCCACCUCGACAAUCGUGCAGCAAAAUUCUCAUGGUGAUGACAUAGUUGUUUCAGAUUCUGAAGAAGAGGAUCAGCCCCUUUUGUAAGCCAACUAUCCCUAUCUAAAAUUUUGGCUUGGAUGUCACAGACAUGUAUUGUACGUUAUGAUCUGUUUAUGCUUUUCGGCAGGUAGCGAAUUGGAAGCGAACACACGAUGUGAGGACACCCUUCCAUUUUCCCGGCUACUACAGGAGCUGUGUGGGUAACGUGUAUUCGGUUUCGUUUGACCCUCAGAUUUGGUUCACAAUACCCUUUCCCACUGACCCUAGUUCAAGUGGUACACUCAUUGGCGUUGAACGGUUGUGUGG
This is a messenger RNA of Suillus clintonianus, 1550 nucleotides long. RefSeq lists its product as uncharacterized. The transcript has 7 exons. The coding region runs from base 114 to 1289 and encodes 391 amino acids. Lineage: Eukaryota; Fungi; Basidiomycota; Agaricomycetes; Boletales; Suillaceae. The record is from RefSeq and is a predicted model, not a curated record. Gene Ontology annotation, molecular function: ubiquitin protein ligase activity; single-stranded DNA binding. Gene Ontology annotation, cellular component: Rad6-Rad18 complex; nucleus. Gene Ontology annotation, biological process: DNA damage tolerance; protein monoubiquitination.